AUGGAUGGCGAGGUGCAGUUGCCUUUGCUUAAGAAACCACCUGCUACUCUUCAAGAAUUGCUAAAUCUAACUAGAGACCAGCGUUCAACAAAUUUUAAGGCACAAAUUAGAAGUUAUAAUGCCAUGUUUGCUAUGACAUCAAUGGGUGGAAAAGUGGAUCAUAGAAUUAAUGAUGGAAGAGGACCUUAUAUUUUCAAACUUAAUAGUCAAAACCACCAUAGAAUUGGAACACUACUCCCAACCGAUGGUCUAAGUCCCAAUUUUGCCCAAUUAUACUUCUAUGAUACUGAAAAUGAAGUUUCAAAUAGAAUUAAUGCCUUGAACCAAUCGGACAAUAGUCAUGAUUCAUCUAUUGUUGAUGCUCUGGUCCGAAUGCUAGAUGAAUCAAAUCUAUUGGUCAAGAACUUUCGUAUGGCUAGAGACCGUUUUAGUGGAGGUAAUACCCACCACUUAAGAUUACGUCUUAUUGGCUCACGAUCAACUGACGGAAGAGUGCAAAAUCUACCUUCAUGUUCCGAAAUAGCUGCAAUUGUCGUUGGUGAUAUUGGUCUUGAUAAUACACAUCGUGAUAUCAUUUUGGAUUAUAAAGAAGGUGGACUACAAAGGAUAAAUGAACUGCAUCCAUUAUACAUGGCAUUGCAGUAUCCUCUUUUAUUUCCAUAUGGUGAGGAUGGCUAUAGACUUGGUAUUUUACGUAGAAGUGUUGAUGGAACUAGAUCUAAUACAAACAAUUGUGUUACAAUGAGGGAAUAUUACGCAUAUCGAUUGCAAACAAGACAAGAUGAGGGACAUACAUUAAUAUAUGGCGGCCGCUUAUUUCAACAGUUUGUUGUUGACUCAUACACAUGUAUUGAAGCAAUUCGACUUAUGUGGGUAAGACGUAACCAAAGUGCAUUAAGGAUUGAAUUGUAUUCUGGAUUGAGGGAUGCAGUUAUGAGGGGAGACACAACCCCUGCAUCAGUUGGAAAAAGAAUUGUUUUGCCUUCGAGUUUCACUGGAAGUCCAAGAUAUAUGAUUGAGAAUUAUCAGGACGCAAUGGCGAUUUGUCGAUGGGCAGGUUAUCCUGAUUUAUUUAUUACUUUCACAUGUAAUGCGAAAUGGCCAGAAAUUGAGAUCUUCCUCUCAAUGAAUCCUGAUCAGAAACCUGAGGAUCGGCCAGAUAUACUUGGAAGAGUUUUCAAGAUCAAACUUGAUCAACUAUUACAUGACCUCAAACAUAACCAACACUUUGGAAGAACAGUUGCUGAAAUCAAUAAGAUAAUCUCUGCAGAAAUUCUAGAUUUGCACAAAGAUCCUCAAGCUUAUGAUGUUGUCAAACAAUUUAUGGUUCAUGGUCCUUGCGGCUCUAUAAAUCCAAAAUCAAGUUGUAUGAUCAACAACAAUUGCAUCAAGCAUUUUCCAAAGAGAUUUUGCUCUGAAACUACAAUUGAUGAAGAUGGCUUUCCAAUAUAUGAAAGAAGGAACAACGGAAGAUUCAUUGAAAAGAAUGGUGUCAAAGUAGACAAUCGAUUUAUAGUUCCUCACAAUAUUGACUUAUUGGUGAAGUAUCAAUCACGCAUAAAUGUAGAGUGGUGCAAUCGUUCGAGGUCUAUCAAGUAUUUAUUCAAAUAUAUAAAUAAAGGACCUGAUCGUGCAACGUUGAUGCUUGAAGAGAAUUUACAUGUUGAGGGUUCUUCUGGAAUACAACAUGUGACAGAUACUGGCGAAAUAAAAACAUAUUUAGAUUGCAAAUAUGUGUCGGCGAUAGAGGCAUGCUGGAGGAUCUUCCAAUUUGAAAUUAAUUAUCGAGAACCUCCAGUUGAGAGACUUAAUUUCCAUCUUGAAAAUGAACAACCUGUCAUGUUUGAUGAUUCUGAUCAUUUAGACAAUGUUUUGAAUCAGCCGAAUAUUAGAAAGACUAAAUUUACAGAAUGGAUGAAAGCAAAUGCUUUGUAUGAAGAAGCAAGAGAAUCAACUUAUUCUGAUUUCCCUUCCAAAUGGGUUUGGCAUAAUAAAGAGAAAGAAUGGAAAUUGAGGAAGAAAAGAAGAUAUGUAGGGAGGAUAUUUUACGCUCAUCCUGGAAGUGGCGAACGAUUUUAUUUGCAAAUGUUACUAAAUAUUGUCAAAGGUCCUCGAUCUUUUGAUGAAAUAAGAACUGCAAAUGGUGUAUUGUACCCGACUUUCCAAUCAGCAUGCUACGCUCUUGGUUUGCUUGAUGAUGACAAAGAAUGGCAUGAGUGUUUAAACCAAGCAUCGCAUUGGGCUUCAAGGGAGCAACUCCGUGAACUUUUUGUCACAAUGUUGAUUUUUUGUGAGGUUGCCGAUCCUAAUAAAUUAUGGAUGUUGAAUUGGAAUGUGUUAUCUGAAGAUAUAUUGCAUCAAGAACGAAGAAUUCUACAAUAUGAGGACCUACAUCGAACAGAAUCGCAAUUACAAAACUAUGCACUAUGUGACAUUGAAAGAUUAAACGAACAAAAAUGGAAGACUUAUUUAUGGAGAACCUUGAUAUGUCGAUUGCGGUCCGAAGGAAAGAUAGUCAUUGCAGUUGCAUCGUUUGGAAUUGCAGCACUUUUGUUACCUGGCGGAAGAACUGCUCAUUCAAGAUUUCAGAUACCGAUUAAUGUAACAGAUAACUCAACUUGCGGGAUCAAGCAAGGUUCACAUCUUGCAGAACUGGUGACAAUAACUAGUCUUAUAAUUUGGGAUGAAGCUCCUAUGGCUCAUCGAAAUUGCUUUGAAGCUUUAGAUCGUUCACUAAGAGAUAUUUUACGCUUCAGCGAUCCACAAAGUGGAGAAAAAUCAUUUGGAGGAAAAACGGUAGUCCUUGGUGGUGAUUUUCGACAAAUACCAGUUGUAGCAAAAGGAAGAAGAGAAGAAAUGGUUGAGGCAUCAAUUAACAGAUCUUUAUUAUGGAAGAACUGUAAAAUUUUUACUUUGACAAAGAAUAUGAGGCUUCAACAAAAUCAAGGUGAUAGUGCUACAAAAGAAUUUGCACAGUGGAUUUUGAAAAUAGGUGAUGGAGAAUUAAAUGAUGGUGAAAGUGGAUCGUUCAUUGAUAUACCACUUGAUUUGAUAAUUCAACCUAAGACCCAUCCUAUUAAUGCCAUUGUGAAUGAUAUCUACCCUGAGUUGCAGUCUAAAUACACUGAUGCUAAAUAUUUAGAAGACAGAGUGAUUUUAGCUCCAACAAAUGAUGAUGUACAAGAGACAAAUGACUACAUAAUUGAUCUUAUUAACGUUGAUGAUGAAACGUAUCUCAGUGCAGAUUCAAUAUGUAAAGCUGCGAGCAACAAUCAAAACCAAGAUAUCAUGUACCCAAUAGAAUUUUUGAAUUCAUUGAAGUUACCAGGUAUUCCUAACCACAAACUCAGGCUCAAAGUUGGAAUCCCUAUAACGCUACUUCGAAAUUUAAAUCAAAGUGCUGGACUUUGCAACGGUACAAGACUUUUAGUCACUCAGUUGUCAAAAUGGUUCUUAGAAGGAAAAAUCAUCUCAAGAACUCAUGUUGGAGAUAAAGUGUUAUUGAAUCAUAACAAGAUGAAUUACACAUCUCUUGGUCAAAUUUCACCCGACAAUGAUACAUGGAUCAUAAAAGUUAGAAUUAUAAGGAUGUGGGAUGCAGUAAACAUUGCAGAAGGCAAUGACUUGAUUAGCCUAGACAUGAUCAUGUCCGAUGAAAAUGGAACGCUAAUACAUUCAAGUCAGUACAACUUCUCAUCAACAAGUGCAACAAGAGUUUACAUCAAUCUUGAUAUUCCAGAAGUUGAUACAGUUAUUGACAAGUAUAGGAUACAAAUUGAAGUAUCAGAUACAACAGAUUCAACAAGAGUCAUUAUCUUCGACAAAGACGCUGAACAACUUAUAGGCAAAACUGCAAAGGAACUUGCAGAUUUGCAAGAUGAGAAAUUGGAAGACAAAAUCGUGCCAAGAGAAAUCACAGCAAUUUCCAGAGAAUAUGUCUUCCAAUUGAAACUUAAUGAAUAUAAUUUGAAAAAAGGUUGGGAAAAUUAUACUGUUUAUAGAAUCUUUGAAGCGCAAGUUGCAGAAGAAGCUAACAACCAAAAGGAAACUCCAACUGUAAAGCUUAGGGGAUCUAGCUCCAAGCAAGAAAAGGAGUACAACGUUGUUAGCCAGACAAUAGAAAAUGAACAAAUGUUCAGUCAAGAUUUUUCAUUGCAUUCUUCCCUACCUACAGAAGACACAGAGCCUGAUGAUGAUAAAAUACCUCUCAAUGUCCUUUACAAACGAUUCAAAACUACUAAAAAGAAGUUUUGA
This is a messenger RNA of Alnus glutinosa, 4254 nucleotides long. RefSeq lists its product as uncharacterized. Gene Ontology annotation, molecular function: DNA helicase activity. NCBI's taxonomy places the organism in Eukaryota, Viridiplantae, Streptophyta, Magnoliopsida, Fagales, Betulaceae. The record is from RefSeq and is a predicted model, not a curated record. The transcript is spliced from 9 exons. Gene Ontology annotation, biological process: telomere maintenance; DNA repair. The coding region runs from base 1 to 4254 and encodes 1417 amino acids.